UUUACAACACCGUCAAAGCUGUCAAGACGCCUGCAUAACACAGCGUGGUGUAAUCCUAUUGGAAGUGUAUAGUCAUAUUAAAGACAGGCCUUCAGGGAUGUUUGCUUCCCUUUUUGUGGUCAUGCUGGGGUUGUGCUUCUGUAGCAAGGGGAACAGCCAGUCUACUCUGGGGCGUCCAAGACUUAUUAGCCCUUCGGAAGCUCUGGUGAACAGCUUUGUAGAUUUUCAUUGUGAUAUAGAAUUGUCCCCAGCGAAUGAAACGGUCCUGUUUCAGUUAUUCAAGAAGGAUAACCGUGACAGGUUGCUGGGCGAAUACACCUCCUUGAACGGAGAGGUUGCAUUAAUUCCCCAGGUAAUCAAACCGUUCCAUGAGGGCUACCUGGAGUGUGUGGCCAAGGUUCAAAACAACUCUAACAUAGAGCCCACUAUCAGCUACACACACUACCUGAAGGUUAUUGAGCCAGUGAAGGGUGCAAGGAUUAUCCUUCGAUCAAGCAAUAACUUCUUUGAAGGGGAGACACUGAAGCUAAGCUGUGAACACAUUGCUGGAAAUCAUGUCUCCUACAAGUGGCUGUUGAAUGGACAGCUUGUCUCACCAUCACCGCUCCACAAUGUUGCAGAUAAAAAUCUUUUCAUCUCCAGAACUACUUCGAAAGACAGCGGAUCCUAUAUGUGUGUCGCCACCAACCACUUCAACACAACAAACAUCUUCACCGCCAAUAGCUCUGAGGUUCAGAUCACAUUCAAAGAGAGGGUGUCAAUCCCGGACAUCUCCUUCACCGUGUUGAAGGAAGACUCCAAAAACUUUUCUGCCAAGGUCACCUGUCGUUCAACAAAAGGGACCCCACCUGUCACCUUUUCAGUGUACAACACGACAGAAUUGGUUGCCAACGUAACAGUUAACGAGAGAAACGCGACAUUUAAGGUUCCGCUGGUAUUGGGCCGGGACUUGGGAUGGCUCCACUGCCAGGCGAGCAACGGAGACCAGGUCGAACACAGCCAGCAGAUUUCGCUGAAAGUUGUUCCGGUCGGUGGGCCUGUGAGGAUGAGUUACGACUAUGACGUAGAAAACUACGCUGUAAUCGGCGUGAGGUUCUACUGCCGGUCAGCGAAUGGAUCCCUUCCCCAGUACCGGUGGUUCCUCAACAAAACCCUCCUACGCGACAGAGGAAGCUUCUACCUUGUGGUCAACCAGCCUCCAGAACAAUCCAUACUCCUGCUGUCGGUGGGCCGGAGCAGCGCUGGAACGUACCACUGUGACGUGUCGGACAGCUUCGACAGCAACAGCUCCAUCAGUAGCAAUGAGCUAUAUUUGGAUAAAAAAGUGCUGAAUCGUCUCCCGGUCCUGGUGGUGGCCGUUGUCUUUGGAAGUUUUACCUGCCUGGUUGCCCUGGUGUCCAUAUGUUGUUUGGUUGGAGCAAUAUUCAAACGAAGGCAGUAUGGAGGAAAUUCUCUGUUGUGCUUGGAGAUGAAGGGACUGGCAGCCGCAUAUGAGGACGAGCUGGAUCCAUCAGAGUACAACGACAACGCCGACUUUGUGAAAGCGGUUGGUGGUGUUGAACUUGAUCAGGCAUCCGGGGCCUCCUCAGAUGAAUGGCCCCCAAUUGAGGAAGAGGAGUCUUUGGAGGAUGAACCAGUUGAGGGGCCCUGAGGGUUCAAACAGUUUAUGGUUGAACUGUCUGCUCGUGCUCUCAACGUCCUUGCAGUGUGAUGCAUUAGACCGAUUAAAGUAUCUGUGGUGAUAAACAAUAA
Messenger RNA from Pungitius pungitius (ninespine stickleback), 1752 nucleotides. RefSeq names its product Fc receptor-like protein 3. The transcript has 13 exons. The record is from RefSeq and is a predicted model, not a curated record. Bases 98 to 1651 code for a protein of 517 amino acids. Lineage: Eukaryota; Metazoa; Chordata; Actinopteri; Perciformes; Gasterosteidae.